Messenger RNA from Marmota flaviventris (yellow-bellied marmot), 5241 nucleotides. RefSeq names its product serine/threonine kinase 10 (gene Stk10). NCBI's taxonomy places the organism in Eukaryota, Metazoa, Chordata, Mammalia, Rodentia, Sciuridae. The record is from RefSeq and is a predicted model, not a curated record. Gene Ontology annotation, molecular function: protein serine/threonine kinase activity; ATP binding. Gene Ontology annotation, biological process: protein phosphorylation.
ACGCGGCCGCCUGCGCGGUUCCGGGUGCUCCCGCCGCGACGUUGCCCAGGGCGCACUUGACCCGGCAGGCUGCGGGGAAGGGCGGGUCUGGGAGAUCCCCAGCGCCGCUGCGUCCUGCGAUCCCUCCUCCUCGCGGCGCCGGAGCCACAGCCAGAGCCCGAGCCCGCGCCCGCGCCACCUCGCCCCCGGCCCGCGCGCCCCGGCCAUGGCUUUCGCCAAUUUCCGCCGCAUCCUGCGCCUGUCUACCUUCGAGAAGAGAAAAUCCCGCGAAUAUGAGCACGUCCGCCGGGACCUGGACCCCAACGAGGUGUGGGAGAUCGUGGGCGAGCUGGGCGACGGCGCCUUCGGCAAGGUUUACAAGGCCAAGAAUAAGGAGACGGGCGCCCUGGCCGCGGCCAAGGUCAUCGAGACCAAGAGCGAGGAGGAGCUGGAGGACUACAUCGUGGAGAUCGAGAUCCUGGCCACCUGCGACCACCCCUACAUCGUGAAGCUCCUGGGUGCUUACUACUACGACACGAAGCUGUGGAUCAUGAUCGAGUUCUGCCCCGGGGGAGCAGUGGACGCCAUCAUGCUGGAGCUGGAGCGUGGCCUCACAGAGCCCCAGAUCCAGGUGGUCUGCCGCCAGAUGCUGGAGGCCCUCAGCUUCCUGCACAGCAAGAGGAUCAUCCACCGCGACCUGAAGGCGGGCAACGUCCUGAUGACCCUCGAGGGGGACAUCCGGCUGGCUGACUUUGGUGUGUCUGCCAAGAAUCUGAAAACCCUGCAGAAGCGAGAUUCCUUCAUAGGAACACCCUACUGGAUGGCCCCCGAGGUGGUGCUCUGCGAGACCAUGAAGGACACCCCGUAUGACUACAAGGCCGACAUCUGGUCCCUGGGCAUCACCCUGAUCGAGAUGGCGCAGAUCGAGCCCCCUCACCACGAGCUCAACCCCAUGCGCGUCCUGCUCAAGAUCGCCAAGUCCGACCCCCCGACGCUGCUCACCCCCUCUAAGUGGUCUGUGGAGUUCCGAGACUUCCUGAAGACUGCUCUGGAUAAGAAUCCCGAGACCCGACCCAGCGCCGCGCAGCUGCUGGAGCAUCCCUUCGUCAGUAACGUCACCAGUAACAAGGCCCUGCGGGAGCUGGUGGCCGAGGCCAAGGCCGAGGUGAUGGAGGAGAUCGAAGAUGGCAGGGACGAGGGAGAAGAGGAGGAUGUCGUGGACUCUGCCCCCGCCCUGGGGAACCACACGCAGGAGUCUUCUGAGGCGAGUCAGCUGAGCCUGGGGGCCGACAAGUCCCCCCAGGAACCAUCCUCGGCCCCACUGCCAACCAGCCAGCCUCAGGACAGUGGGAAUGGGCCCUGCAGCCAGCCCUCUGCAGACGGAUCCCUCCAAACCCUCAGCCCUCCAGGCGGGGGCCCUGCAAAUGAGAAUGGCCUCGCGAUGUCUGUUCCCCUCCGAAAGUCCCGGCCAGUGUCAAUGGAUGCCAGAAUCCAGGUAGCCGAGGAGAAGCAAGCCAAGGACCAGGCUGGGGACCUCAGUCCUGCAGCCAGCAGAUCUCAAAAGGCCAGCCAGAGCCGGCCCAACAGCAGCGCCCUGGAGACGCUGGGCGGGGAGAAGCUGGUCAACGGCAGUCUAGAGCUCCCUGCCCAGGCCGCGCCGGGCCCCGCCAACAGGGCCUCGGACAGCAGCAGCCUGUCCACCUCUGAGAGCAUGGACUACAGCACCUCCCUGUCCACCGACCUCUCCCUGAACAGAGAGACGGGCUCGCUGUCCCUUAAGGACUCAAGGCUGCAUAACAAAACCCUGAAGCGGACACGCAAAUUUGUGGUGGAUGGCGUCGAGGUGAGCAUCACCACCUCCAAGAUCAUCAGCGAUGACGAAAAGAAGGACGAGGAGAUGAGAUUCCUCAGGCGCCAGGAACUCCGCGAGCUGCGGCUGCUGCAGAAGGAGGAGCAUCGCAACCAGAGCCAGCUCAGCAGCAAGCACGAGCUGCAGCUGGAGCAGCUGCACAGGCGCUUUGAGCAGGAGAGCCACGCCAAGAAGAAGUUCUUUGACACAGAACUGGAGAACCUGGAGCGUCAGCAAAAGCAGCAGGUAGAGAAGAUGGAGCAAGACCAUGCCGUGCGCCGCCGGGAGGAGGCCAAGCGGAUCCGCCUGGAGCAGGAACGGGACUACGCCAGGUUCCAAGAGCAGCUCAGACUGAUGAAGAGAGAGGCCAAGAGCGAGGUGGAGAAGCUCCCCCGACAGCAGCGGAAGGAGAGCUUGAAGCAGAAGAUGGAGGAGCACACGCAGAAGAAGCAGCUUCUCGACCGGGACUUCCUGGCCAAGCAGAAGGAAGACCUGGAGCUGGCCAUGAAGAGGCUCACUGCGGAGAACCGGCGGGAGAUCUGUGACCGGGAGCGCGAGUGUCUCAACAGGAAGCAGGAGCUCCUUCGAGACCGGGAGGCAGCCCUGUGGGAGAUGGAGGAGCACCAGCUGCAGGAGAAGCACCAGCUGGUGAAGCAGCAGCUCAAAGAUCAGUACUUCCUCCAGCGGCACCAGCUGCUGCGCAAGCACGAGAAGGAGCGGGAGCAGAUGCAGCGCUACAACCAGCGCAUGCUGGAGCAGCUGAAGGUGCGGCAGCAGCAGGAGAAGGCGCGGCUGCCCAAGAUCCAGAGGAGCGAGGGCAAGACGCGCAUGGCCAUGUACAAGAAGAGCCUGCACAUCAACGGCGGGGGCAGCGCCGCUGAGCAGCGCGACAAGAUCAAGCAGUUCUCCCAGCAGGAGGAGAAGAGGCAGAAGUCUGAGAGGCUGCAGCAGCAACACAAGCACGAGAACCAGAUGCGGGACAUGAUGGCGCAGUGCGAGAGCAACAUGAGUGAGCUGCAGCAGCUGCAGAAUGAAAAAUGUCACCUCUUGGUGGAGCAUGAAGCCCAGAAGCUGAAGGCCCUGGACGAGAGCCACAACCAGCACUUAAAGGAGUGGCGGGACAAGCUGCGGCCGCGCAAAAAGGCUCUGGAAGAGGAUUUGAACCAGAAGAAGCGGGAGCAGGAGAUGUUCUUCAAGCUGGGCGAGGAGGCCGGGUGCCCGAGCCCCACCACCCCGAGCAAGACCUCCAAGUUCCUCCCCUACGGUGCUUCGGAUGCGUCCUAACAACCCGGGCCGGGGCUGCGGGGCCUGCGGGGUCCCACCCUCUGUGAACACAUAACUCAGGACCCCUCCCUCCUGCUCCUGUGCCAGCGCCACCCCAGCCUCUGCUCUUGCCCCCACCCCCGCCCCGUGCCUGUCUGACCUGCCCCGUGUCCUGGCCUCCCACCUGUCCCUGGAGGGCAGGGAGUUGUGUGUCACCUGACCCUCAUGUGUGUCCUCUUGAGACCCCGGUUCCAUCAGGCUGUAAGUGGUUUGGGUUGUGGUGGUGUCAGGUCCCUGAGCAGUGGGUAUGCUGUGGCCUUGAGGUCCCUCCUGUUUGCCAAAACACAGUUGUGUUUUCUGCGGGGACAAAGCUUUGCCUGUGAGGCCACCAUGGCUCAUCCCCCUCGUCACACCUGGUGGUUUUCAGUGAUUCCUUGCCAUGUCAGACAGGAACCCUGACACCUCUUUCCACUCCCAGCAGGGCCAGGACAGGGCCAGCUGGGCCAGGUGUCCCUACUCCCUGCCUCCCCGGACCCUGUGCACAUGGGGGCAGGGGUGGGGAAUGGGGAGUCCUGAGAUGUCCCUCCUGCUGGUCUUAGGCCUUUCCGGUCAUCUCCAGUGCCCCUUCCUGUGCGCCCCCGCAGGCUGGCCCCUGGCCUUUUGUGCCAGGUGGGUGGAGUGGGCCUGCUGCCUGGGCCAUGUCACCGGAAGUGUCCAGUGGAACAGUUGAUAGGGAACGUGCUGGCACCAGAGGACCACAGAAGGCACAGGCUGUGCUGCCAGUGUGCCCCUCGCAGGGCCCCACACAGGCUUUCCCUGCAGAACCUCUCCCUCCUCCAUUCCCCACCCCUGCCCCCGUCUGCAGGUGCCCUGGAGGGGCCUUUUUCUCUGCCUGGGGUCCAUGUCCAGGAGUCCCAGCCUACAUUUCAAACAGGCCUGGCAGUCGCUGGACUUCUCUCUAGGAGAAAAGGCGUGGGGUGUGGUGGGGGAUGGGACGCCUGCCCCCCCAGGAACACAGACAAACAAAGGGUGUGGCCCCCCAGUCCUGGGCUGGCCUCUCCAGAUGCUGCCCACCAGCUGCCACCAGCGUGCAGACUCCCUACACCUCGAUCUCUAACUGCUGCGCCCGACUGUAUACGCCACGUGCGGCUUCUUCAGGAAGACACCGGCUCUGAACCACAUCUGGGCAGGGUUCAUGUCCAGGACCCGGAUGGGCAUGUGCAGUCGGGGUGCUGUCUUGCUGGUGACAGAUGGCUGAGACAACCCAAAAGGACUUUCUUCUCUGUCACCUCUUGGGCUGGGGUUCGAUACGUGGUUCCUCUGAAGCAGUCCCUGAUGUUUUCUGAGCACUGAUGAUAACCGCAUGCUUGGGAAGGAAGGGGCAGCCAUUGAACAGGACAAAGGACCAGGGUUCCCACAUCCUCACUAUGCCAUCAGGAAGCGCAGGAGGCCGGGAAGGCAGUGGUUCUCUGGUCAGUGAGCGUCCAGCUGCUUCCGUAUCUGACCCGGAGGGUGGCCUUUCAGUUCUCACAGUGGGACAAGCAAAUCAGUCGUCUCUUUCUGUUCUCUUGGGUGUCAGGGGCUGGGAAAGGCGAACUGGUGACAGUGUGACCGCAGAGAGAGACAGGUCCCCAGGAGAGGCCGGCAGACACGGUCAGGCAGGGGUGUUUGGUGCACAGUUGACAGUAUUUCCUCUGACUAGAGAAUGAGGAUUGGGAGAAACGCCAGUUUCUGCUGGUCUCAGGCCUUUCCGGCCAUCUCGAGUGCCCCUCCCUGUGCGCACCCCUGUUCCCUUCUCAUUCAUUCGACCCUGUCCUUCAGGAGGUGGCUGAGAGCGCUCCUGUGCCUUUUUGAAUGACGGCUGGCCUGGCCUCCCAGCCUCAUAGACGGGCCCAUGUGCAAAGCCAUGGCUGAGAAGGCCACGCAGUAUUCCUCAUGCCCUAUGCUAACUUUUUCUGUGCAACGGACAGAUGGAAAUGUAUCUCUAUUUUUAGCAGAGUAAAUAUAACUAACUUAUAUUUUCUCUUUAUGAAGGACAGAAGUUAUUUUUUAUGUAGUUUCCAAAGUUUAUAUAAAACUUUUGUAAAAUGUUCUCUGCAAAGGUAACUCUGGGAAUGUAAAUAUGCUUCUAAUAAAAUAACAAGGACAUU